UAUCACACUGGCGAAUUAAAAGAAUUUGAGGGUAUUGAGUGUGAGUGGCCACUGUUUUUCAUUGAAAUGAUAAUUGAUGGUGUCUUCAAGAAUAACAAUGAUCAAAUUGAGGAGUAUCAAAAUGAACUGCGAAAGUGUAUGUAUGCCGACACUUAUGGCGAUCCAGUUGUCACCAUGUAUUAUGCACCAGACGGUGAGGGUUCCUAUUUAAAAGCACCCACCCAAACCCUAUUCCUAUGGGGUCAAUCUAUGUUUAUAAUAGCUCAACUAUUGACAGCUGGUCUAUUGCAUAUAAAUGAAUUAGAUCCAAUACGUCGUUAUUUACCCAGUUAUAACAGACCCAGACGAGCCGGUCGUUAUUCAGCAUUUCAGGGAAAAGCCUUCGAUGAAAAACACAACGUAAGUGCUUUUUUAAUGUAUUCUUUUGCAACAAAAAAAAUGAGUUUGUUUUUUUUUAAGAAAUGUUAAAAAUAUUAUAAAAUGUACUCUAUAUACAUACACACACACGCAUAUUUAUCAAAAUUCUGUAGAUCACACAGUUUGGCUUGUCAAAACAUCCUUUAUAGCACCAAGUAGUUGAAUUUUAGUAGUAAAUAAAAUGUAUAUUUUAAACGUAAAUAUCAAACUUAUUUAAAACAUACAUACACACAUAUAUUUUCCAAAUUUAGUUUUAUUUCUUUUUACUA
Molecule: messenger RNA, 686 nt
Organism: Lucilia cuprina (Australian sheep blowfly)
Lineage: Eukaryota; Metazoa; Arthropoda; Insecta; Diptera; Calliphoridae
Product: probable phosphorylase b kinase regulatory subunit beta
Exons: 2
Coding region: 67-468 (133 amino acids)
Biological process (GO): glycogen metabolic process
Cellular component (GO): phosphorylase kinase complex
Molecular function (GO): calmodulin binding
Source: RefSeq, a predicted model, not a curated record